UUUAGCCGAGCUGUCAUUGGUUGAUAAAUCCGUCCUCGCUCAUUUUGGCCCCUCUCACGCAAUCUCUGACGCGCGGUCAACGGAAUAGGCUCCGGUCCCAGCCCCGGGUAUACCAUUAUACCUGUGUGAUCACUUUUUAUUUCAUCAACAUUUCAUACCUGGAUUUUCUUCUUAAGGUCCGCGUAUCGACUGACGGCAAACAUGACCAUUAGGACACUGAGAGAUUAUGGUCAGCACUACCGACCACGGAUGGCAUGCCUAAAAAAUGUGGAGGUGUUUGUGGUUGAGAUGCAGGAUCCUAAGAGUGGGGUGAAGGGUGCCGACCAGAAACUCAACGUAACCAUCAUCCCACACGUCAUCAACGGGCAGGACAUUUUAGCAUGGAUUGUCACCAAAAUGAAGGUUACCACAGAAGAGGCCCAGGCGUUUGGGACCAUGCUGGUGGCCUACGGGUACAUCUACCCCCUCCAGAACCACAGGAAGUUGGUCCUGGUCCCCGACAGCACCCUCUACCGCUUCCAGACCCCUUAUUUCUGGCCCAUGCAGAAGUGGCCCGCUGAGGACAUAGACUAUGCCAUCUACCUGGCCAGGAGAAACAUCCGGAAGAAGGGGAUGCUGGAGCCCUAUGAGCAGCAACACUACGACAAUCUCCACAAAUGGAUGAACCCCAAGUGGGAUUUCAUCGUGAUGCAGGCUACAGAACAGUACAAGGCUAGUAAAGAGAGGAAGAAGCCAGACAGAGUGGUGUUGGACUGUCAGGAGAGAGCCUACUGGAUAGUACACAGACCACCACGUCGGACACACAGUGCCAUGGACUACGGGCUGGACCGUCUCAUUGACCCCAAUGCAGAGGAGGUGUUAACCUUCGACAUGGUCAGGAGAACUAACAUUUUCCUUACACAAGCCUUAAUGAGGUCAGCUGUCAAAUCGUCUGUGUCCCUCACAGCCUUUGUCAAGUAUGUGACAACCCACCACAACCACGACCCGUUCCUGACCACCCCUGUCCCCAGCAACCCCUGGAUAACGGACAGUGAUGAGUUCUGGCAACUCAACUCAAGAAGUGUGGACAUCCCCACUAAGUUGAGUGUGGAACGUUGGGUCUUGAGCUUCUGGGAGCUGAUCAGUGACCCACGAGGCAGAGUCGACUUCAAGCUCUUCCUCAAGAAGGAGCACAGUGCGGAGAACAUGGCGUUCUACGAGGCAGCUGAGGAGAUGAGGUGGGGAGCAGCGUCUGCCAUUCCAGAGAAAUCCCAGUUCAUCUUCAACACCUUUCUGAAACCGGGAGCUCCUCGAUGGAUCAACAUUGAUGGUCGUACCAUGGGGCUGACAGUGAAGGGCCUGGUUGUUCCUCACCGAUACGUCCUCGACGCCGCCCAGACACACAUCUUCCUGCUCAUGAAGAAGGAUACCUUCUACCGUUACCUCAAGUCUCCGGUCCAUAAAGACAUGCAGAAGAGGGCUCUGGUCCCGGCGCCUCACGUCUUCACUGAUGCCCAGUUGGAGGCCAAUGUGAGGAAUCGUAACCCAGGCAUCAGCCCCAUCCUGCUGUGGCAGCAGGAGGAGGAGGAGAAGGCAGCAGCAGCUGCUGCUGCCAGGCCAAUUGACGUCAAAGCCAUGGUGGCCACCAACAAGCUGGACAGGAAGUAGAGAGCCCAGGGCAUCAUGGGAAAUGGAGUUUAAUACACACACUGUUGUUCAUCUAAUAUAUAUUUGGUUUCCAUGGAGAUGGUGUUACAUAGGACUACUUAAUGUCCUAAAUAAUGGACAUAUUAGUUAUUGUUUUAAUGGACAUAUUAGUUAUUGUUUUAAUGGAGAUAUUGGUUAUUGUUUUAAUGGAGAUAUUGGUAUUGUAUGGAAUCAUUUAUGUCCUCGACAACUGAUGUCAAGCCAGUACGGAUUGGUUGAUUGAGGGAAAUAAGCUAUUGGCUGUUGAGUACCUGUGUAGCGUUAAGGCCAGUUACUGUACUAAGAAUGAAUCUGCUGACCAGAUGAUAAAAAGCUACUUCAGUUCAGAUGGACAGGGACAGGGGACAGGACCGUCUGUAGGGGCCCUCUGCUGCACUGGAGACAUAUAUACACCUGGAAGAGCCACAAAUGGAACGUGAAGAGGAACAUGACUGUUAGAAGGAAAUGGAAGCCAGAGAUAGAUUACAGUUGUUACCAGUCUACAACUAGAUAGAUAAGUUGUUACCAGUCUACAACUAGAUAGAUUACAGUUGUUACCAGUCUACAACUAGAUUGAUAAGUUGUUACCAGUCUACAACUAGAUAGAUAAGUUGUUACCAGUCUGCAACUAGAUAGAUUACAGUUGUUACCAGUCUACAACUAGAUAGAUAACAGUUGUUACCAGUCUGCAACUAGAUAGAUAACAGUUGUUACCAGUCUACAACUAGAUAGAUUACAGUUGUUACCAGUCUACAACUAGAUAGAUUACAGUUGUUACCAGUCUGCAACUAGAUAGAUUACAGUUGUUACCAGUCUGCAACUAGAUAGAUUACAGUUGUUACCAGUCUGCAACUAGAUAGAUUACAGUUGUUACCAGUCUACAACUAGAUAGAUUACAGUUGUUACCAGUCUACAAAAUGUAUUUUAUAUUUGUAAGUCUCACAUGUCCCAUACCUCUGUAGGUGGUGUAUUGUUCAUAUGUAUUUUGCAUCAUUUGUCUGUCUGUCUGUUUCUACAACACUACUAUGUCAAAGCUGAACCUGUCUACACACUCCUGUCUGUCUGUCAGUGUAUAGAACAUGUUGCCUGUCUGUCUGUCAGUGUAUAGAACAUGUUGCCUGUCUGUCUGUCAGUGUAUAGAACAUGUUGCCUGUCUGUCUGUCAGUGUAUAGAACAUGUUGCCUGUCUGUCUGUCAGUGUAUAGAACAUGUUGCCUGUCUGUCUGUCAGUGUAUAGAACAUGUUGUCUGUCUGCAGGCCGACGUUUUGUUUCCCUCUACCUCUGUUCUGAUAAUCCGGUCUCCGACACAAUUAUUAUAAAAUAUGUAAUAAAACCAUAAUCCUUUUAUGAA
Messenger RNA from Salmo salar (Atlantic salmon), 3016 nucleotides. Lineage: Eukaryota; Metazoa; Chordata; Actinopteri; Salmoniformes; Salmonidae. The record is from RefSeq and is a predicted model, not a curated record.